AUGGAUGCAAUCAAGGGCCAGAAUGAUCAAGUUAUCGCAUUAGCCUAUGUCAACAAUGUGAGCUAUGGUCAGCGAAUUUUGCAGUUUUUUCGCUCUUCCGAAUUCGCUGGGAUCAGUCGUGAAGCCGGUCGGAACUGUCAGUCCGCUUUCGAUCGCGUGAUGUCGGUCGGAGCCGAGCGAAUUCAUCUGCGACGUGGUUGCCGUAUUUUAUUGCACUGGCGUGAAUCGUCGCUGGCUGCAGCAGCGGCCGAGGUGAUGGUCUACAACGAGGGUCGCAAGAAGUGGCAAGCUCCGGAUGGCGGUGAUGGACAGAUAUCCACUGUUCAGAUUCUGCACAACACCACACGGCGAACGUUUCGAAUCAUUGCGAUCAGAGAGCAGGAUGGAGCCUGGCUGUUGAACUGCAAUAUUCACCACAAACUCAAAUAUCACACUGCUACGCCGACCUUCCAUCAAUGGAGGGACGAGCAACGACAGGUGUAUGGUCUGAAUUUCUCCUCAGAAAAAGAAGCCCGUGAUUUCGUAUCCGCAGUCGGUCAAGCGAUUGACUAUCUUAAUCACCAAUUUCUACACAGCGGGGAAUACCAGGUCCCAAACGGUGUGCUUUCUACAGUUUCUUUUUUGCGUGAUUUGAGGUUGGCAAGUCGUGACAUUACGCUCAUACACCUGAACAAACUUUUAGUACCAAACAUAGUCGCUAAGCUAUCGAAAUGA
Molecule: messenger RNA, 714 nt
Organism: Angiostrongylus costaricensis
Lineage: Eukaryota; Metazoa; Nematoda; Chromadorea; Rhabditida; Metastrongylidae
Source: the annotation of a GenBank genome assembly